UGAAGUUGGGACUUCACUUGGUUGGACAGGAAGAAAGAGUCGCAAUUGUCAGCUGUGGUUGUGUUGUUGUAUAUACGUAAAUAGUGAUUAAUGACUAUUUCUCUUCAUAAUCCAUAUUAAAUAAGGAUUUCGAAGUUGAAAUGAAGAUUUAUUUCAUUCUUGCCUUUGUGGCAGUUUUUGCCUUCACGAGUGGGGUAUUUGUACCACCUCGUCCAGGACAUAAGAAACACAAUUUGGGUUCUGAAAGGUGCACAUGGGGACCAGGGUAUUGGUGUAAAAAUUUGACAACUGCUGGUGGUUGCCAUGCAGUCCGACAUUGUAUCGACACUGUCUGGGUUCAUCAGAAACUACCACCAGAUACCAGUAGCGUCUGCCAAAUAUGUCUGGAUAUGGUCAAGGAGGCCAGAGAUAAUUUAGAGAGCAAUGAAACACAGGAUCUUAUCAAACAGGUAUUCGAAGGUACUUGUAAACUCAUCCAUCUCAAACCCAUCGUCAAAGAAUGCGACAAAAUCGCCGACAACUUCAUUCCUGAACUCAUCGACACUCUAGCUUCCCAAAUGAAUCCGCAAGUCGUGUGCUCUGUAGCUGGACUAUGCAACAAUCAGAGAGUGCAGGAACUUUUGGCCGAAGAGAGCUCCACGAAAGUUGCUCCCGUCGAUCCUCCCAAUAAAUGUGAUGGUUGUCACAAAGUCGUGAACGUAUUGGAGGAGAAUUUCAGCAAAAUGACCCGGGAUGAGGUUCUGCACAGUUUCUUAUGGUAUUGUGGCAAAUUUGGAAGUUUUUCGGAUGGCUGCAGCAACAUUGUCAUAACCUAUUUCACUGAGAUUUACAACCAUCUUCAAGAACACCUGAAUCCGAACGAAGUAUGUCUUUUAUCUGGGGAAUGCAGUGCUCAAUUCCACACGCACGAGGCCAAAGUUGAAAUAACGCCAAUGUCCCACAUCGGAUAUGUGCCAGUCAAUCAGUACAUUGAAAUGGAACAGUUUUGUUUCACAUUUCAAGUCCAUGUAUAUCAAAAAUCGGCACACAGUAUUUCACCUAUUCAUUUCACAACUCAACUCGUGAAGCACCUCAAGGACUUAUUGAUCGCCAACACGACGGAGCUGGAAUUCAAGCAGGUUUUGGAAGGACUUUGUAAACAGACCGGGAAGUUUGCCGAAGAAUGUGGCAGCCUGGUGGAGCAGUACUAUUCGGAAAUCUAUAAUUAUUUGGUGAAUGGGCUGGAUUCCAAGGGAGUGUGUGCUGAUAUCGGAAUUUGUAACGCCACUGGAAAAGAGGGCGGAAUCAUAGCUCCUCUGCUACCACUCAAAACGUCAAAAUUAGCAGCGUCAUCAAAAGAGCAACCACCUCUCGUACAUGUCAAAUUGAAUCAGGAUACUUCGUCUGUCAGAAUUUUACCCAACCCACAACAGCAGCUACCCAUCGACUUACUAAUGCCCCCGCACACACAAAUUUUGUACAACAAGGAGGUCUGCGUUUUCUGCGAAUACUUCUUACAUGAAGUACAGGUGGCUAUCACCGACCCUAAGACAGAGGAAAACAUCAAGGAAGUGAUAGACAAAGCUUGCGACAAACUUCCUUCUUCAAUAAAUGCUACUUGCGUUCAGUUCGUCGAUAGCUACGAACCUGCUCUGGUUGCUCUCCUAGCUCAAGAAAUCGACCCUUCUCAGAUAUGCCCACUCAUCAAAGCAUGCCCCUCUUCAGGAAACAGAGACGUGGAGAUAUUUAUGCAAGCCGAAGGGAGCACCAAAUGCCCUUUAUGUCUUCUCACUGUUACGAAACUUGAGUAUAUGGGGAAGUCUGUGAAAACAAAGAAAAACAUAGAGAACGCUCUUGAUGAACUGUGUCUCGACCUGCCCAGCAAUAUGGUGCCUGAGUGUGAGGAUUUCGUAAAUACCUACACCGAAGAGUUGGUUGAAUUGAUCAUCAGCGAUUUGAAACCGGAUGAAGUCUGUGUUUUCCUGAAACUGUGCCAAGAUGACAAGCCUGCAAGUCCUCUGCCUCGUUUUGUUAUAAAGCACCUCAGCGGAAAUAUAG
Molecule: messenger RNA, 2037 nt
Organism: Leptinotarsa decemlineata (Colorado potato beetle)
Lineage: Eukaryota; Metazoa; Arthropoda; Insecta; Coleoptera; Chrysomelidae
Biological process (GO): sphingolipid metabolic process
Cellular component (GO): lysosome
Source: RefSeq, a predicted model, not a curated record